Molecule: messenger RNA, 5366 nt
Organism: Chionomys nivalis (European snow vole)
Lineage: Eukaryota; Metazoa; Chordata; Mammalia; Rodentia; Cricetidae
Gene: Esrrg
Product: estrogen related receptor gamma
Exons: 8
Coding region: 232-1539 (435 amino acids)
Biological process (GO): regulation of DNA-templated transcription; retinoic acid receptor signaling pathway
Cellular component (GO): nucleus
Molecular function (GO): zinc ion binding; sequence-specific DNA binding; steroid binding
Source: RefSeq, a predicted model, not a curated record
AGAAAACAGGGAAGGCAUCAUGACGUCCUGGGUCACAGGGAGUGCGGACCGACGCUACCAAGAGCGAAGGGAGGCGCCUGGGCGCUCCGGCUAGCCGCGGGCGCAGCUCGGCCCCUCGCCGCCCGGCUGGAGCUAUCUGCUGGUUCAUCAAUGAAACGACCUUAGAUGAUGAAGAUGUAAGGAAAGCAUCCCACACUAACACUGCUGCAGUUUGAAAGGCUUCUCUGCAGAAUGUCAAACAAAGAUCGGCACAUUGAUUCCAGCUGUUCGUCCUUCAUCAAGACGGAACCCUCCAGCCCAGCCUCCCUGACGGACAGCGUCAACCACCACAGCCCUGGUGGUUCUUCCGACGCCAGUGGGAGUUACAGUUCAACCAUGAAUGGCCAUCAGAACGGACUGGACUCGCCACCUCUCUACCCCUCUGCUCCUAUCCUGGGAGGUAGCGGGCCUGUUCGGAAACUGUAUGACGACUGCUCCAGCACCAUCGUUGAGGAUCCCCAGACCAAGUGUGAAUAUAUGCUCAACUCCAUGCCCAAGAGACUGUGCUUAGUGUGUGGCGACAUUGCCUCUGGCUACCACUAUGGGGUUGCAUCAUGUGAAGCCUGCAAGGCCUUCUUCAAGAGGACGAUUCAAGGUAACAUAGAGUACAGCUGCCCGGCCACCAAUGAAUGUGAAAUCACGAAGCGCAGACGCAAAUCCUGCCAGGCCUGCCGCUUCAUGAAGUGUCUCAAAGUGGGCAUGCUCAAAGAAGGGGUACGUCUCGACAGAGUACGUGGGGGCCGACAGAAGUACAAGCGCAGAAUAGAUGCUGAGAACAGCCCGUACCUGAACCCUCAGCUGGUGCAGCCAGCCAAAAAGCCAUAUAACAAGAUCGUCUCACAUUUGUUGGUGGCUGAACCAGAGAAGAUCUAUGCCAUGCCUGACCCUACUGUUCCGGACAGCGACAUCAAAGCCCUCACGACACUCUGUGACUUGGCUGACCGAGAGUUGGUGGUUAUCAUUGGAUGGGCAAAGCAUAUUCCAGGCUUCUCCACACUGUCCCUGGCUGAUCAGAUGAGCCUCCUGCAGAGCGCGUGGAUGGAAAUCUUGAUCCUCGGUGUUGUGUACCGAUCCCUUUCAUUUGAGGAUGAACUUGUCUAUGCAGACGAUUAUAUAAUGGACGAAGACCAGUCCAAAUUAGCAGGCCUUCUUGACCUAAAUAAUGCCAUCCUGCAGCUGGUGAAGAAAUACAAGAGCAUGAAGCUGGAGAAAGAAGAAUUCGUCACCCUCAAAGCAAUAGCUCUUGCUAAUUCAGAUUCCAUGCACAUAGAAGACGUGGAGGCUGUUCAAAAACUUCAAGACGUCUUACACGAGGCCCUGCAGGAUUACGAGGCUGGUCAGCACAUGGAAGACCCUCGCCGUGCAGGCAAGAUGCUGAUGACGCUGCCGCUCCUGAGGCAGACCUCCACCAAGGCUGUGCAGCACUUCUACAACAUCAAACUGGAAGGCAAAGUCCCCAUGCACAAACUUUUUUUGGAAAUGCUGGAGGCCAAGGUCUGACUAAAAGCCCCCUGGGCCCUCCCAUCCUGCACGUUGAAAAAGGGAAGAUAAACCCAAGAGUGAUGUCGAAGAAUCUUAGAGUUUAGUUAACAACAUUUAAAAUCAACAGAGACUGCACUGAUACUUUAGCAGUACGAUGCAGCCUGCGGAUUCCGCCACAGCGUCCUGAUAGGUUUCCUUGCCUUUAUCCCACUGUUCCCUCUGUCCGGUCCCUGUCCCUCCCGCUCUCCCUUGUUCCUGCUCUGACAGUUUGCUUCUUUCAUUAAUGGUUCCCUUUCUCCUCCCUUGUCUUCCUCCCUUCUUCCCCCUCUCUCUCCCCUUCCUUUUUUCUUUCCCCCUUUUUUCUUCUUCCUUUCCACACUCUUCUUUUCUUGCCUUGACCUUUUCCUCCUUUUCUCACCCCUCUUCACUCUCUAUGUCCCAUGCCUCUAAUUGCAAGGAACAUUUCUUUCCCCUCCUUCAUCUCUUUCCCUUUCUCGCCCUUCCCUGUCUCCCACUACACCUUUCCUCCCCUCUGCCGCUGAACUCUUAAACGCGGUCUCUAACUGAAGAGAGAUGGAAGCCAGCCCUGCCAAAGGACAGAGAUCCAUAAUAUGGAUGCCUGUGAACUUGUCAUGGACCAUGACAUCCCCAGUGAGUAAGGAAUCGAAGAGAGAACCGUACCUAAAAGUACAGUGCAACCCAAGCAAAUCGACUUAGCGCAGUAUUAGAUUCCACGGGGCAGCCUCCAAUCAGACGACUUAAGUGGCAGCCUCGGCUGCUUCUCCUUGCUUUCUCAUCUAGAUCAGUUACAGCCAUUUGAUUCCUUAAUUCUUUUGUCAAGUCUUCCAGGUAUUGGUUAGUUUAGCUACUAUGUAACUUUUUCAGGGAAUUGUUUAAGCUUUAUUCAUUCAUGCAAUACUAGAGAGAGGUAAGGAUACCGCAACUUUGCGCUGGCUUUGAACAAUUGAACACUGAUGAAGGACAAAUGAACCCUGAAGGAAGAUUUUUAAAAAUGUUUCGUUUCUUCUUACAAAUGGAGAUUUUUUUGUACCAGCUUUACCACUUUUCAGCCAUUUAUUAAUAUGGGGAUUUAACUUAACUCAAGCAAUAGUUGAAGGGAAGGUGCAUAUUACCACGGAUGCAAUUUAUGUUGUGUGCCAGUCUGGUCCCAAACAUCAGUUUCUUACAUGAGCUCCAGUUUGCCUACAUGUUCACUGACACCAAGGAUUAGAUUACACCUACCGUGAUGCCAAGCGGUCACACCCACAAGCACUGCACAUGGGAUCCCUAUCCGUAGAAUUAGCACCAGUACACCUCCCCGCUGGGAGGGACAGUUGCCAUACGAUUUCUAGCUGCCCUCGUGGUUAGGAACGAGAUGCUGCCUGGACGCAGUUACAAACUCUGUCUCAGAAGGAGCUCUGAGCCAAUAUCAUUUCAGAGGCAAUAAGGCUAACGCCAGAAUUCAAGCAACCCAAUCAACAAAGACAGCAGACGCCUGACCAAAUUCUAAAACCUAAUCCGGAGGAGUUGAUUCUCUUAGGAAUGAUUGUUUAAAUUAACCUGCAGUUUUGUUUCGUUCCUCUGUUCGUUUUUUACCAAGAGCUAAGCCAAUCGACAUGCUUUCCAAGCCGUGUGGUCACAGCGUGAAAGUCGGUCGGUUUCAGAACUGGAACCAGGUGUAAUCUAACGAAGAAAUCAGAUCCCCCACUCCCGGAACCUACAGUCGCCGAAUAACCAGAAAACAGUAACCUCCGUAGAACGCUUUUACCAAUGGACCAGUGUUAGUAGCUGCUCUCUGUAUUCUGUGGACAGUCUUAUUCUAUGUACACAGAUGUAAUUAAAGUUGUACUCCUAACAAAAGACUAGUUCAGCUUCCAUGUUCCAUGUUUGCUACGCUUUUCGGGACUUUACGUUGCAUUCAGAAACUGUCGUCUUGUUCUCGUGGUGUUUGGAUUCUUGUGGUGUGUGCUUUUAGACACAGGGUAGAAUUAGAGACAGUAUUGGAUGUAUACCUUCCUCAGGAGACUACAGUAGUAUAUUCUACUCCUUACCAAUAAUAAAAGAGAUUGAAACUCCAAACCAGUAUUCACUAUGAUCAGACACACAUCGAAAUCAUAAUAAUAUUUUCAAAACAAGGGAUAAUUUCUCUAACGGUUUAUUAUAGAAUACCAAUGUAUAGCUUAGACAUAAAGCUUUGAAUAUUCAAGAAUAUAGAUAAGUCUAAUUUUUAAAUGCUGUAUAUAUGGCUUUCACCUGAUCAUCUCUCAGAUGUUGUUAUUAACUCGCUCUGUGUUGUUGCGAAACUUUUUGGUGCGGACUUGCUUCCAAAACUAUUGCUACUUUGUGUGCUUUAAGCAAAAUACCUUGGGCUGAGGACGCCUCAGCCCCGUGCUAGGAAUACUGUGUAUCUAUCAUUAGCUAUAUGGGAAUAUAUCGUAGAUUGUGGUUCUCAGUAGAGAAAGUGACUAUAGUGUGAAUCUAGGUAAAUCAUCAUUAGCAAUUCAUUCGGGUGGUCAAUAACUUGAAAUUGAUAGCUCUGAUAAGUUUAAAAUAAAAUUGGCAAAUCCCUGUACAACCAUCAACAGAAAAUACAACUCCUGGGAGGAUAAAAAGGUGCUGAUCCUGUAAGAUUCUUUCAUCAUGUAAGUGUUUAAAAACAUUAUUUUCCAGAAGGUUUAUGCAGGGACUAAGUCACUACUGUGCAGCUGUGCUGUGUAUACAGGUGGAAUAGAGUGUAACCACCGUUUCGCUGUAUACAGGUGGAAUAGAGUGUAGCCACCGUUUCGCUGUAUCACACUGAUGGAUUUGGGCUGCAGAAGUCAGAGCCUGCAAGUGGUACACGUGAGACAGAGACACAUUUGCAAAAUGCAGUAUGAUGUGUAGUCCUCAGUUUAAAAGACUUGGCUUUUCCAAACAGUAAAUAUCUCAUAACUAAGGGGAAAAAAAACAGCUUAAAAUGUAGAUCUGAAAGAAAUGCAGGAGCUGUAGGGCAAAUACCCAUUUGUACCUCGCUCGAGCAAAGUUUAUUGUUUUCUCAAGUUUCAGGCAAGACCGUUUCGUUAAUGCCAAGCGUCAGGAAAUCACCAAGGUGUAUGUUUUAGCCGUGCGAUUUACAGUUUUCUCUUUCUUUUAGCUUUGUUCUUAUUUAAAGCAAUGUGAUUGUGUUGGCCCCUGGUAGUGACACUCGUGUUUAAUCAAAUCAGAUUGUUGUAUUUAUUCCACUAUUUUGCAUUUAAAUGAUGACAUAAAAGAUAUAAAAAAUUUAAAACUGCUAUUUUUCUUAUAGAAGAGAAAAUGGAUGUCGGUGAUUGUAUUUUAAUUAUUUAAGCAUCCCUGUUUACCUGCCUGGGACAACAUUUCAUGGCAGUCUUAUGUGCAAAAGAUCGUAAAUGGACAAAACAAAAUUUAAACUGCUUACAAUGAUCCAGGAGUUGCAUUAUAGCCAGUAGUGAAAAUAAUAACAAUAAUAAUUAUUAAUAAUAAUGAAACCAUGUCUAUAGCUGUAGAUGGGCAUCACAUCUGUAAAGCAAUCAAUUGUAUAUUUUUGUGAUGUGUACCAUACUGUGUGCUCCAGCAAAUGUCCAUUUGUGUAAAUGUAUUUAUUUUAUAUUGUAUAUAUUGUUAAAUGCAAAAAGGAGCUAUGAUCCUGUGACUCCAAUCAGUUCAGAUAUGUAACUCAAAUUAUUAUGCCUUUCCGGAGGAUGGUUAGAACAAUAUUAAACAGGCUUCCACUUUUCGCGCUCUUUUGUACUGUGUUUCUUUCUCCUGCGCUAAAGAAACAAACGGAUCAACAGCGCCCUUUGUUGCCGCCACUCAAAGAGUAGCUCUGAGGACCCGGUCCCUAA